Molecule: messenger RNA, 495 nt
Organism: Lactuca saligna
Lineage: Eukaryota; Viridiplantae; Streptophyta; Magnoliopsida; Asterales; Asteraceae
Source: the annotation of a GenBank genome assembly
AUGGAUCGGCAUUUCCCCAACAUUUUCGUCGAUGGAUACGACUCCUGGGAUGAUCUCCAAGAAAAAGUUGAUUUAACUUUAAAAAGUGUGGUCGGUACCAUAAUUAAAGACUAUUUUCCGCGGCUAAGUCAAUUGCAACGAACAUUAUUUGAAGCUUUACCGUUUGGAAGAUUCUUAGGAAUGCAUGUCCACAAUUGUGACCCCUUAAUCGUGCAUUUGAUGAUGUUGCAUGAAGUAUGGUCUCAAGAAGUGUAUGAAUCGGGGAUGUUUCCGCUUGAGAUACAAAGGGUGCAGUUGGAUUUUGGUGAAACAGAGUAUAUUUUGAUUAGUGGGUUAAGAGUUUGUCCUUAUGUCUAUUUACUCCAUGAUGAAAAAGGCCGGUUAAAUUCAAAUCUUCGGGCUCGGUUCUUCCCAAAGAUUACAAAUGCACAUUUGUGGCUCAGAGAUUUAGAAAUAUUACAUUAUGUCUCCAAAUUAUCUGCAACUUCAGGAUGA